Messenger RNA from Microthlaspi erraticum, 210 nucleotides. The record is from the annotation of a GenBank genome assembly. Lineage: Eukaryota; Viridiplantae; Streptophyta; Magnoliopsida; Brassicales; Brassicaceae.
AUGGACGCCAUUGAUGCCGCAAUCGACCCACUCAGAGAUUUCGCUAAGAGCAGUGUCCGUCUCGUCCAGCGCUGUCACAAACCCGAUCGCAAGGAAUUCACGAAAGUUGCUGUGCGUACGGCGAUUGGAUUUGUGGUGAUGGGAUUCGUCGGGUUCUUCGUCAAGCUCGUAUUCAUCCCAAUCAACAACAUCAUCGUUGGAACUUCUUAG